Gryllus bimaculatus (two-spotted cricket) is the source of this 246-nucleotide messenger RNA. NCBI's taxonomy places the organism in Eukaryota, Metazoa, Arthropoda, Insecta, Orthoptera, Gryllidae. The record is from the annotation of a GenBank genome assembly.
AUGUGGAAGGCCGUGAGUGGUGAAAGGGACCUCGACGGAGAACCAGGUGAGCACUCAACGUUAGCAUUGCAACUGCGCAGUGCUACUUUUUAUUACAUGUACGCGUGGCCUUUGGCAGAACAGGCCGAUAACACCGCCGGCCCAUGCGGGCUUCGUAUCGAGAGGCCAUACCGCUGUGCCACGGCAGCGCGUCAGGAGAAAUCACUCCGCUUGCAACGUUGCCUAUGAAGAAUCCCUGAGUUACUG